GGGAACGGACAGCGGGGGGUGGCAGAAGGGGUACAGGUGGCAGUUGGAGGAGGGGUGAAAUGGGGAGAGGGCUCACCAGGCUGCCAGGGUCACAGAGAUGGGGAUGAGGCAAUGCCCAACCCUGGGGGGCACAGGGGCCAUGGCACUGACCCUGAUCCUCUGCUCAGGCUUUAGUGGAGCAUCGAGGGUCAUCUACUCCGAAGUGAUGGUGCCAAGGCAGCUGGAGCUGAGGCACGGGGCAGCAGCGCAGGAUGAUGUGGCCUAUUUAAUCACGGCAGAGGGAAGCUACCACGUCCUCCAUCUGACUCGGGCAAAAAAUCUGGUAGCCAAGGACCUCCCUGUUUACACGUACGGUGCCAAGGGAGAGCUGAUCACCGAAUUCCCCUACAUCCAGGAUGACUGCUUCUAUGAGGGCUUUGUGGAAGGGUCGCCAGGCUCCAUCGUGGCCCUCAGCACCUGCUAUGGGAUCAGAGGAAUUCUGCAGAUGGGGGACCUGCAGUACGAGGUGCAGCCGGUGCAGAACUCCUCCACGUUCCAGCACCUCAUCUAUCGCACAGAGCCAGCAGAGGGCUGGGUCCCACCGUGCCAACUGCCCGUGGGACACCCAGCCAAGGAUGGAGACCACACCAACGGGAGCAGGGAAAUCCUCAGCAUAGAGGAGGUGUUCGAUCUCGAGAUCCUGUCCAUGUCCACCAGAUACCUGGAAUUAGCUCUGAUCACCAACAAGGAGCUGUUCAAAGCCAACAGACACAACGAGACCCUGAUGCUGCACCUCUUCGUUUCCAUCAGCAACAUCCUGAACACGGUCUACAGGAGCAUGAAGCUGCAGGUCGUCCUCAGCGCGGUGGAGAUGUGGACCACAAAAGACCAGGUUGUGGCCAGGCAGAGCCUGUCCCAGACACUGCAGUUCUUCAGCAGCUGGUGCCAGCAGGAUGCUGCAGAUCGCCUCGGCUACGACCACGUGGAGCUGCUGCUUGGUGAGCACUACAAGGAGUGGGGCUUUACCUGGAAGGGGACGAUGUGCCAGCCCAACUCCGUUGGCGUCGUCUCGUUCUCUGGCCAAGACACUGUCCAAAAUGCGAUGACCCUGGCGCACAUGAUCGGCCACAGCUUGGGCUUCAACCACGAUGACAGGAAACAAUUUCAGUACAAAUCCUGUGACUGCAACUGCACCCAGAGGGGAUGCAUCAUGGGAUCAUACCCAGGAUCUUGCUUGGCAUUCAGUAACUGCACUCUGAAGGAAUAUUACGAGGAAGUAAUAAGAAAAAACAAACCUUGCCUGCUCAACAUACCGCCUUUAAAACCAUCCCUUUUCGAACUCUGUGGCAACGGCGUCCUGGAAAGAGGAGAAGAAUGUGACUGUGGCAGUGACAAGGCAUGCCUCAAGGAAGGAUGCUGCUUCUCCAACUGCAUGCUUGCCCCAGGAGCUUCCUGCUACAGGGGAGAAUGCUGCCGCAAGUGUCGGUUUCAACCAGCAGGAAAAAUCUGCAGAGCGUACCAGAGCGAAUGUGAUCUGCCAGAGUACUGCAAUGGCAAGUCAGCCAGCUGCCCUGUGGAUGUUUUUAAGCAAGAUGGAACUCCAUGUGGCAACAACGACCGCUGCUACGAAGGGCAGUGCCACAGCCACGAGGCGCAGUGCAAGGCUUUAUUUGGCAAAGCCGCCCACCGUGCCCCACUGAGCUGCUUCAGGGAUGUGAACCUCCGAGGGGACCGCAGUGGGAACUGUGGCUGGAACGGCACGCACUACACCAAGUGCCUGGAGGGGAACAUUCUGUGUGGCAGAGUGCAGUGCACUAACAUCAAAAGAGUUCCAGUCCGGCAAGAUGGCGAGACCGUGGUCCAGACCUUCCUGAGCAACCAGCUCUGCUGGGGGCUCGAGUUCCACCUGCCUUUCGACACGCCUGACGAUGGCUCGGUGAAGGACGGCACGUCGUGUGGUACAAACAAGAUAUGCAUCAACAGGACGUGUGUCAGCGCAGCUUUUCUCAGCAGCAUUUGUACAGCGAAAAAAUGCCAUGGCAGAGGGGUCUGCAACAACAAGAACAACUGUCACUGUGAUUCGGGAUGGGCCCCUCCAGACUGCAGGGCAGAAGGGUUUGGAGGCAGCGUUGACAGCGGACCACCUCCUUCUUACUAUGUGUACGGAGCUACGGUCAAAGCUGUUGGAACACUGCUUCUUUUCACCCUGAUUUUGGGCAUCCUGCUGUACAAGAGGGCUGAUAUUGCCAAGUAUAUCCAAAGGUGGCGACGUCAAAGAUGGGACAAAAGAAACAACUCCACUCCUCCUCCUCCAGAACUGGAGAGCCCAGAAAAUGCAUAGAAGUCCUCCUGAGCUGUGCAGGGUGCAGGAAACCAAGGUUUGUCAGCAUCCCAGAGGGCUCUGCAGGACCCAGCCCUGCUUCCCAGGCCUGUCCCAUCCAUUUCGCUUUUGUUUUGUUUUAAAUAACGACGUUAGAUUGACUGGAAUAAACAGCUUUUCCUCCUAUUUCUGAUGGUGGUAAAUAUCCUCCUGUGGGCUCCCCAUGUUUCUGCUCACACUGACCUGCAGCACGGUCCCAACACACGUCCUGCCAUCUCUCAGAGCCCUGAAAUGGUGUAAAGGACAGAGGUUGGGCUGGUGGUGGUGAUAUGGGACAAUCUGGGGGAUCUCUGAAUGCAAGCCCACACCUGCAUGUAGGAAUUCAGGAAGAGAGGACACACAAAUGGGGGGAUUUGGGUCUUAUUUAUGAAGAGAGGACACACAAAUAGGGGAAUUUGGGUCUUAUUUAUGAAGAGAGGACACACAAAUAGGGGAAUUUGGGUCUUAUUUAUGAGGAGAGGACACACAAAUAGGGGAAUUUGGGUCUUAUUUAUGAGGAGAGGACACACAAAUGGGAGAAUUUGGGUCUUAUGAAGAGAGGAUACACAGAUGUGGAUAUUUAGGUGGGAACUUGAGUCCUGUUUAGGAAGAAGACACAAAUGUAGGAAUGUGGAUCUUAUUUACAAGGAGAGGGUACAAAAAUGUGGGAAUUUGGGUCUUAUGAAGAGAGGAUACACAGAUAUGAAUAUUUAAGUGGGAACUUGAGUCUUGUUUAGGAAGAGAGGACACAAAUGUGGGAAUUUGGGUCUUUUUGUGAGGAAAGGGUAUAAAAAUGUGGGUAUUUGGGUCUUAGUUAGGAAGAGAACACACAAAUGUGGGAAUUUGGGUUUUCUUUAUGAAGAGAACACAUAAAUACGGGAAUCUGGGUCUUACAUAGGAAGAAACAACACACAAAUGUGGGACUUUGAGUCGUAUUUAUGAAGAGAGGAUACACAGAUGUGGAUAUAUAGGUGGGAAUUUGGGUCUUAUUUAGGAAGAGGACACACAAACGUGGAUAUUUAGAUAGGAAUUUGUAUCUUAUUUAGGAAGAGACAACACAUAAAUAUGGGAAUUUGGGUCUAACUUACGAAGAAACAACACACAAAUGAGGGAAUUUGAGCCUUGUUUGUGAAGAGAGGAAACACAAAUGUGGGAAUCUGGGUGGUAUUCACAAAGAGAUGACACAAAUUUGGAUAUUUAGGUGGGAAUUUGGGUCUUAUUUAGGAAGAAGACACAAAUGUAGGAAUGUGGGUCUUAUUUAUGAGGAGGGGGGACAAAAAUGUGGGAAUGUGGGUCUUAUUUACGAAGAGAAGACACACAGAUGUGGAUAUUUAGGUGGGAAUUUGGGUCUUAUUCAUGAAGAGACGACACACAAAUGUGGGAAUUUGGGUCUUAUGAAGAGAGGAUACACAGAUGUGAAAAUAUUUAAGUGGGAACCUGAGUCUUGUUUAGGAAGAGAGGACACACAAAUGUGGGCAUUUGGGUCAUUUUGUGAGGAAAGGGUACAAA
Messenger RNA from Phasianus colchicus (ring-necked pheasant), 3847 nucleotides. Its product is annotated as disintegrin and metalloproteinase domain-containing protein 9-like. Gene Ontology annotation, molecular function: metalloendopeptidase activity. The record is from RefSeq and is a predicted model, not a curated record. NCBI's taxonomy places the organism in Eukaryota, Metazoa, Chordata, Aves, Galliformes, Phasianidae. Gene Ontology annotation, cellular component: plasma membrane; sperm head plasma membrane; external side of plasma membrane. Gene Ontology annotation, biological process: proteolysis; male gonad development.